Patella vulgata (common limpet) is the source of this 23654-nucleotide messenger RNA. Its product is annotated as tudor and KH domain-containing protein. Gene Ontology annotation, molecular function: RNA binding. The record is from RefSeq and is a predicted model, not a curated record. The coding region runs from base 46 to 22983 and encodes 7645 amino acids. NCBI's taxonomy places the organism in Eukaryota, Metazoa, Mollusca, Gastropoda, Patellidae. Gene Ontology annotation, biological process: spermatogenesis. The transcript has 11 exons.
UUGUUUCGACGGCUACACUCCCUAGCUGGCCUAGAGGGCUGUUAUAUGGAUGAGGACGGAAUUACGGGCGGGUUACAAGAGGAAAGUGGUGCUAGAGUUAAUUUUAAGGACGAGAGUACUUUAAGUCGGUCAUCCGACGACAAUAGAACAGUGAUUAUACGCGGUACUUCCGAGUCCGCACAAAAAGCUGAACUAAUGAUUCGAAAAAUCAUUGCUGACAUGCCCGCAAUUCUGACUGAAGAAAUUCAGGUUCCAGCAGUUGCAUUGGGUAGAAUAAUAGGUCGUGGAGGAGAAAAUGUUCGUGAACUUUCACGUAUUUCUAAAGCCAAAAUCUACAUUGAACGUACUACGGAAGACCAUAAUAAAGUUGGUAACCGAAAAGUGACAAUAACAGGCUCUCGAGAACAGAUUGAUCUGGCAAAGAAUCUGAUUGAUGAGAAAAUUCACGAAGAAGAAGCAUUCCGAGCCAAAAAGUCUGUGAUGGAAGCAAAUCGUGAACAACGAACGUCACAUCGGAAAGAUCGUACACCUGAACAUGACACACAUCACAUAUCACCAGCUAUGUUGAAAGAUGAAUCUUGGGAGAGUACCAAAGCAGUAAUGCCAGAACAGAAAGAUUAUAUGGAAGUUUAUAUUUCUGCUAUUGAACAUCCAGGACAUUUCUGGGUUCAGAUUCUAAGUUCAGAAGCAAUGCAGUUAGACCGUAUGACAGAUGAAAUGAACAGAUUUUAUUCCACAGACGAAGCAAAAUUGUCUUAUUCCAUUUCUGAUAUUUCCAUUGGUGAUAUGGUUGCUGCACCAUUUGAAAGUGAUAAUGCUUGGUACAGAGCCAAGGUUAUAGGUAUACAUGAAGAUAAAGUAGACCUAUACUUUGUAGAUUUUGGCGACAGUGAAUUUGUGUGGAGAAACCAAAUUCGUCAACUCAGACCUGAUUUUCUUAGCCUGAAAUUCCAGGCUGUGGAGUGUAAAUUGGCAAACAUUAAACCUACAGGGGAAAAUUGGAGUGAGGCCGCAAUAGACUUUUUCGAGGAGAUUACCUAUUGUGCUCAGUGGAAGGUAUUAAUAGCUAAAACUGUCACUUACGAAUCAACAGCCAGUGGUAUGAUACCAUGUUUACAGUUAUAUGACACCAAUGGUGAUGAGGAUAUUGAUAUAAAUGAAGAAAUGGUGUCAAAGAAACAUGGUAUUUUAGAUGAUUUGAUGACAGCAGGCGAGGAAGCUACAGCUUCUUCUCUGUUUGAGAAACACAGAGAAAGUAUUUCUGAUACUGAUAUAUUUUUCCGAAGACCAUCUAUAAAACACAGAGAAAGUAUUUCUGAUACUGAUAUAUUUUUCCGAAGACCAUCUAUAAAACAUGUAGAUGAUAAAGCUUUUGUUCCGCCUGCUGAGAAAGGAUGGGUUACUGAGUACCCCUGGGCUUGGGCCUAUAAUGAUGAAACCCCCUGGCAGGAAACUGUUAAAAAAGAAACUGAAUAUCAAGACAAAUGGUUAGCACAGAAAGACAGCUUCAGCCCUAAAGAUUCUCCUGAAGGGGAGAGAACUCUAGCUGGAGCUGGCACUUCUAAUCUACUGGAUUAUGAAACCAUGGCAAUUUCUACAGCUGUUACUUCCAGUGAAAGUAACAUUGAUGACCAAAAUCAACUAACAUUUCGUACUGAACCUGACGAAGAGUCUUGUUUGAAUAACAAUAUGCAGUUAUCAACCGAGACUCUUCUUAUUGAUGAUCAUAAAAACAUUGAAAUUCUUGACAACCGAAUGGCUGAAAUUAUUAAGACUGAUGAGAUUGUUGAUAAUAUACAGGGCAGGGAUAUUUAUUCAAGUAAAGACAUUCUAAAACGUGACUCAUGUGACAGUGAACAAUUAGACACCGUCAGCACUGAUAUUACUAUAAGUGAUGAUACAGGAUUUAAUAUGUCGAUUUCUGAAGCAGAGGCUUAUGAUCAAGACCAUCGAAGAUUUUCAGACAUGACAACAUCGCAGUCUUCGGAUAUGAACAUUUCGCAAUCGGACACCAUGUCGGCAGGUGAUGUUAUGUCUGAUGGAGCUAGUGAGAAUUUGGAAGAGAUUGACUACUCAGAUUUCCCAGGAAUGAGCUUUACAGAUUUCAAUUCCCCUACCAAAGAUUUUGAUCUGAGCUUUGUGUCUGAAAGAGACAGUGGUUUGGAUAAUACACUAAACAUUAGUGAAGAUUUUGAUAGGGAGUCCAUGGCUUCUACACCCAAUGGCCAGUCAACACAUUUACAGAGUUACUUAAAUCAGUCAGUUGCUUUUAAUCAAGUUGAGUCGAAGCUUACUGGAGGGUUUGAUUCUACUUCAAGUAGUGUCCUGCAAGUUGCUGACACCAUUUCGACAACUACUGAAGAAGGGACCAAUAUUUCACAAGAUAGAUCUGGCAUCAUCUUUGAUGCAUCAUUUUACCAAAGGGACCAAGAUAUGUUCCCAGAAAGUCAAAGUUUAUCAAAUAUUCAAGGAACUCAAAAUAUAAUUUAUCAAAAUAUUUGUGAAUCAAAACAUGAAUCUGAAGGUCAUAAUGAAAAUAAGAUUUCUGAUUCAAAUCUUUCUGAAAUUGUUUCUGAUAAUUCUGAUGAAUCUCCACCAAUAGGAGUAAGUUACUGUGUCAUAUCUGAUAAAGACAUGAAUCUCAAUAAACGUUCUGUGUUUUCAACUUGUAUUGAUCCAAAUAGUAAUCCGACGUUGUCAGAUUCUACUGGUGAUCAUGAGAUACCGAAUUUUUCUAGUGUACAACCUCAAGAGACAGUUCUAAUAAGUGAACAACAACAAUUAGAUUUAAUUAUGGAACAAGAUCAAUCAAAUUUGAUCACUGAACAAGACCAUUCUAAAUUAGUUAGUGAACAAGACCAUUCUAAAUCGAUUAAUGAACAAGAAAAAUCAGAUUUUAUCAGUGAAUCCAAAAAGGCUGAUUUGAAAAUGUUACAAGACAAAUCAAAUUGUGAACAAAAGCAGUCCUUUGUGAUUAGUGAGCAGGUACAAUCCAUCAUGAAUAUUGAACAUAAACCACCAAAUUUGAUUAGUGAACAAGAACACUCAAAAUUGAUCAGUGAACAAAGCAUGGAAGAAUCUUCUGUGGAUCCACCUUCUAUGUCAUCAGAUAAUGAUAUACUUACAAAUCUUGUUUUUGUUGAUUCUUGUGAUUCAGUUCCAGCAGAUAACUUAAAUGUACAAACUUCUGUGGAUAAUACUUCAAAUGUGAAUUAUUCCUCAUAUGUUAUAGCAAGUAAGGAAAGUUCUGUUGACACAGAAGUGGUUCAACAAGUUAGUGGCAGAGAACUACAUGGUCGAUUAUCCAAAGGGAUGGAAAUGUCUGUAGAUUUAUGUACUCAAUAUUCUGCUAGAAAAGAAAUGACAAGCAUUACGUCAGAAAUUCUCACUGAGUCCGAAAUAUUCCAGAGAACUUCUGUUAAUCAAGGCAUUUCAAAUUCACAGCAUCUUACAGGUGAAUCAUUGGUAGAUAUCAGGACAAGUUCUGUUGAUGAAGGUAUUCUUCAUAAUCUGACAAGUGAAUUGUCAGUAGAUGUUUUGGCAGGUGAAUCAUCAGUAGAUGUCCAAAGAAAUUCUACUGAAGAAAUACAGAACCUGAAAGGUGAUUCAUCGGUUGAUGUCCUGGCAAGUGAAUCACCAGUAGAUGUCCAAAGAAGUUCUGCUGAUGAAAAUACUCUUCAGAUACAGAACCUAACAGGUGAUUCCUCUGUUGAUGUCCUGGCAAGUGAAUCAUCAGUAGAUGUCCAAAUAAGUUCUGCUGAUGAAAAUACUCUACAGAUACAGAACCUAACAGGUGAUUCCUCUGUUGAUGUCCUGGCAAGUGAAUCAUCAGUAGAUGUCCAAAUAAGUUCUGCUGAUGAAAAUACUGUACAGAUACAGAACCUGACAAGUGAUUCAUCUGUUGAUGUCCUGACAUGUGAAUCAUCAGUAGAUGUCCAAACAAGUUCUACUGAUGAAAAUACUCUACAGAUACAGAACCUGACAGGCGAUUCACAAUUUGAUGUCCUGACAAGUGAAUCAUCAGUAGAUGUCGAAAGAAGUUCUGCUGAUGAAAAUACUCUACAGAUAAACAAUCUGGCAGGUGAUUCAUCUGUUGACGUCCUGACAAGUGAACUAUCAGUAGAUGUUCAAAGAAGUUGUGUUGAUGAAGAUACUUUACAGAUGCAGAACCUGACAGGCGAUUCACAAUUUGAUGUCCUGACAAGUGAAUCAUCAGUAGAUGUCGAAAGAAGUUCUGCUGAUGAAAAUACUCUACAGAUACACAAUCUGGCAGGUGAUUCAUCUGUUGACGUCCUGACAAGUGAAUCAUCAGUAGAUGUUCAAAGAAGUUGUGUUGAUGAAGAUACUUUACAGAUAGAGAACCUGACAGGCGAUUCACAAUUUGAUGUCCUGACAAGUGAAUCAUCAGUAGAUGUCGAAAGAAGUUCUGCUGAUGAAAAUACUCUACAGAUACACAAUCUGGCAGGUGAUUCAUUUGUUGACGUCCUGACAAGUGAAUCAUCAGUAGAUGUUCAAAGAAGUUGUGUUGAUGAAGAUACUUUACAGAUGCAGAACCUGACAGGUGUUGAUGUCCUGACAAGUGAAUCAGCAGUAGAUGUCCGAACAAGUUCUACUGAUGAAAAUACUCUACAGCUACAGAACCUGACAGGCGAUUCACAAUUUGAUGUCCUAACAAGUGAAUCAUCAGUAGAUGUCGAAAGAAGUUCUGCUGAUGAAAAUACUCUACAGACACCCAAUCUGGCAGGUGAUUCAUCUGUUGAUGACCUGGCAAGUGAUUCAUCUGUUGAUGUCCUGACAAGUGAAUCAUUAGUAGAUGUUCAAAGAAGUUGUGUUGAUGAAGAUACUUUACAGAUGCAGAACCUGACAGGUGUUGAUGUCCUGACAAGUGAAUCAGCAGUAGAUGUCCGAACAAGUUCUACUGAUGAAAAUACUCUACAGCUACAGAACCUGACAGGCGAUUCACAAUUUGAUGUCCUAACAAGUGAAUCAUCAGUAGAUGUCGAAAGAAGUUCUGCUGAUGAAAAUACUCUACAGACACCCAGUCUGGCAGGUGAUUCAUCUGUUGAUGUCCUGGCAAGUGAUUCAUCUGUUGAUGUCCUGACAAGUGAAUCAUUAGUAGAUGUUCAAAGAAGUUGUGUUGAUGAAGAUACUUUACAGAUGCAGAACCUGACAGGUGUUGAUGUCCUUACAAGUGAAUCAACAGUAGAUGCCCAAAGAAGUCCUGCUGUUGAUGUCCCAACAAAACAUAUUGAAAGUAUUUUUCAUUUACAAACUCCAAAUGAAAACACUUCACAUACAUCAAAUGACACAGGUGAAUCAUCAGUUAAUAUUCUAACAAGCUCUAUUCAUGAAAGUAGUUUACAGAUACAGAAACUGACAAGUAAGUCAUCACUUGAUGUUAAUGAACAUAUUUUGCAGACACAGAAUCUAAUGGAUGAUUCAUCAGUUGACGGAAGUUCCAUGGAUGAAAGCAUUUCACUAAAACGAAAUGAAACUUGGGAAUCAUCAAUUGAUGUCCAAAGAAGUGCUCCUGCAGAAAGCAUUUUACAGACAAAGAAUCUGAUAGAUGAGUCAUCGGCUGUUGAUGUCAAAACAAGCUCUGCUGAUGAAAUUAAUUUACAAACACCUGGUCUAAAUGAAAUAGGAGAAUCAUCAGUUGAUGUCCAGAAAUCUUCCAUGGAUGAAAUUACUUCGUCCAAGACACCAAAGACGAGGGAAUCAAAAGUUGAUGUCCAGAAAAGUUACAUGGAUCAAAAUGAGAUGGAAUUGUCUUUAGAAUUGCCAGUUGAUGCCAAACAAAGUGUUCUUGAUGACAAUGAAUUGCAGACACGAGUAGUGACAAGAGAAUCACCAAUUGAUUUUAUAGAAACGGAUAGAGCUGGGGGUCUUGUUACUGAAAUUCAACAAGAUAAUUGGCAGAGAGAUGAAAUUAUUUUAGAAGAUGAACUGUCUGUACAAAAUCUAGACUACUUUAAUGGUAAUCUAGAUGAAAAUACUGAAUUACACAUCCUUGUGCAAGGUAAAUCAGACACAGUAUUGUCUUAUUCAAUAAAAAGUGAAGUUGAAACCAUUGUGCCUAUAUUAGUUCCGUGUGAUGUGAAUGAUGCUGAUAUAAAAUCUGAUUUUGCCGAACUAAACAUUCCUUUAAUAGAAUAUGUAAAUGAGAAGUAUGAGAAAAGUAGUUUUGAACAAUGUGAAGCUGUGAUGCGUUUUGUGAUAGUUGAACCAGUUACUAUAGUAGUGGAUGAACAUUAUUUUGAUUUAUUUAUCCAAUCUCAAAAAGAAAAAAGUGAAAAAGAUUGUGUUUCAAUUGAGUUGGGAACAAAUAUUCAUUAUCCAGCAUCUACUGAAAUGUUACAAAGUUUUCUAGAAAUUGAUUCAAGUCCUGUAACUAUAACAGAUUGUCGCUAUUAUGAAGCUUCAACUAUGCCCUUGGGUCAGAGAAGUGAAAUUAAUCUCACAUCUCAUUAUAAGACUUUAGAACUUUCUAAAUCAAUAACUCAGCAAAAAGUGUUUGUUGAGUCUUACAAUGCCGAACUUCUAUAUUCUCAAAAUUAUUCACAAGAAUCAUCCUCAAAAGUUAAUACUUGUUUUUCUCAUCAUUUUGAAACAUUCUCAAAUAUAUAUCAGCAUGAACCAAAUUUGCAAUCAGAUUCAUUAGAUUGUGAUGCUAUUGAAUUUAAAAACCAAAAUUCAUGUGAAAAAAUCAUCAUCGCCUCUGAAGAAAUACAUCAGGAACUGAUGACUCGACCAAAUGUUGAUGAAGGAAUACAGAGUCAGCGUUCAAGUUUAUAUAGUGAAGAUAGUACAGACUAUGAAACAGAGUCAACAGAUGCUGGUGAAAGUGUUGUUACGGUCAUACCUUGUUCUACAAGACCAUCAUCUGAAUAUCAUCAUCAUCAGGAUAAAAGUGUUGGGGAUCUACAUGAUUUUGACCAAGAUGAAGAAUUGUCCAAGUUUAAUAUUGAUGAUUCUUUGACAGAGAUGCAAAAUCAAGUAUUAAUUGGUCAAGAAAUUAUUACUCCAACGCACAGUCCAUCUUUUGAACAACAAGAGGAACUUUUAGCAGCCGAUGGUCCUAAACCUUUAGCACAGGAUGGUCUUUUAUAUUAUGAUUUUGGAGAUUCUGAUGAGCCUCAACAAAAUGCAGAAGAUAACAUGAAAUUUGUUGAUGAUAAUGGUGAUCUUCAAUUUGUUUCUAAAGAUGAAGAAAAAACAGAAUCACAUGAGGCAAGUUCUGAUGGUGUUUCUAUUGACGAUUUAAACCAAGCUGACACAAAGUUAGAGACCAUUAAUAUCGCUACCAUGGGUAAAGAGGAAAAUGAAAAGGCAGAAUCACGGUAUGAUGAUCAAAAUUUAGCAAGUCAUUUGUCAAAUCUUGACGAUUCUCAGCUGAUUCAGAAACAACUACUAGAAACAGCUAUCUUCAGUGUUCCCCAAGUAGAUACACUGUUAAGAAAUAUUAAUGUUAAACAAUCUGAAUUAUAUGAACCAAAAGAAGACUAUCCUGUCAAUGAUCUUCCUAUGACAGAUGCUCACCUACAAUCAUCAGAAGACAAUACAUACAGAAUAGCAACUGGUGAGGCUGCCCCUCAGUUUAGUUCACAGCCUGGUUCAUCAACUGUAUCUGAAGAAUCACAGUUAAUACAACAACCACAGAACAACUGUUCUUCUCUAGAUAAUGAGCAAUCACAACUAUCAACUUCCUUAGAUGGUGCAUCAGCUCAGCUCUAUGAUCAGCUAAGUAAUGUUGAUGACCCACAACACGGUGCUGAUUUAGGAGAAGAUGGACCUAAAGGUUUAGCACAGGAAGGGGUUUUAUUCUCUGAUUUUGGUGACACGGAUAAACCAUAUCAUGACUUAGAUGAAAACAUGAAAAUAGUUGAAGUCAAUGGUAUUCUUCAGUUUGUUUCGACAGACUCAAUGUUUGAUGGUAAUAAAACAGAAUUACAAGAUGAUAUUUCUGAAGAUAAUAUAGCUUCCAAUCAGUCUGGUAAUAUUUUAUCAGAAACCUAUUUAGACUAUAAGAAAUUUUCUGAGGAACAACAGACAAAAGUACUCACUGCUCAUGAAGUUCCAUGCACAGAUGCACAAUUAGAAUUGUCAGGAGACAUUACAGACAGCAUACGUCCAGGUAAAAUGGUAUCUUGUUUUCAAUCUGAUGAAUCUACUUUAUCAGAAGAGUUAAUUCAACCACCAAAUAAAAAAGAUUCUUUAGUCAAUGAUAUUCCUGUGACUGAUACAGCAUUAGAAUCAUCUGAAGACAUCACUGACAAAAAACUGCCUAAUGAGAUUUCUCUAGAAUUUAGAUUUGAAUCUAAUGAUCCCACUUUAUCAGUAGAAGCACAGACAAUUCAAUCACAAGAUGAAAAAGAUGCUGUAAUUCCUAUGACAGAUGUCCCAUUUAAAUCAUCUGAAGACAUUUCAGACAGAAAACUGCCGGAUGGAAUUGCAUCUGAAUCUGAUUUACAACCUGGUGAAUCCACUUUAUCAGAAAAAUCACAGUUAUUUCAACAAUCACCAGAUACAGAUUUAUUGACUGAUGAAGUUGCGGUGACAUAUGCUACAUUAGAAUCAUCCGAAGACCUUACAGGCAAACAAAUGUCUGAAAAAACUGCAUCUGAAUCUGAUUUACAACCUGAUGAAUCCACUUUAUCAGAAAAAUCACAGUUAAUUCAACAAUUAUCCGAUACAGAUUUAUUAACUGAUGAAGUUGCAGUGACAUAUGCUACAUUAGAAUCACCCGAAGACCUUACAGACAAACAAAUUUCUGAUAAAACUGCAUCUGAAAUUGGUUUUCAGUCUAAUGAAUCCACUGUGUUAGAAGAAUCACCCUUAAUUGAACCAUCAAAAGAAAAAGAUUACUUAGUUGAUGAAGAUCCUCUGACUGAUGCUCCAGUAGAAUUAUCUGAAAACAUCACAGAUACAAAACUGCCUGGUGAAAUAUGUGACAUUGCAUUUGAAUCAGGAUUACAGUCUUUUGAAUCAAUUUUAUAUCAUGAAUCAGAGUUAAUACAACAACAAACUGAAAAAGAUUCUUUGGUUGACAUAGUUUCUCAGACUGAAGAAACAUUAGAAUCCGCUAAAGAUACCCCAGAUAGUAAGCAGUCAAGUGAAAUUGUAACAGAAAUGAGUUUACAAUCUGGGGAUAAAAUAAUGGCUGAUUUAUCAGUUCAACAAAUAAAUGAUGACACUCUUUUAACAGAGCUAGAAGACAGCAAUGGACCCAGUACCUCAGAACAAGAAGGUUUGUUGUAUUUCGAUUUUGGAGAUUCUAAAGAACCAGAAACACAUACAGAUGGUGAAAAUAUGGAAAUAGUAGAAAUUGAUGGUGUUCUGACAUUUGUUCCAAAAGAUUCUGUUGUCGAAAACUCAGCUGUUGCUGGUCAUGAAGCUCAUGUGACAGAAUCAUCUGAGGAUAUUACAGACAUAGAAAGAGCAUCCGAACUUGGUUUACAAUCGGGGGAAUCCAUUUCAUCAGAAGAAUUACAGCAAAUUCAACCACCAAGUGAAAAAGAUUCUUUAGUUGAUGAUAUGACUGUUACUGAUCCUGCAUUAAAGUCAUCUGAAGACAUCACAGGCAAAAAUCUGCCAGGUGAAAUUUCUCCAGGUUUUUGUUUUGAAUCUAAUGAUUUAAGGAUAUCAGUGGAAGCACAGUUAAUUCAAGCACCAAGUGAAAAUAAUUCCCUAGUUGAUAUUCCUGUGACAGAUACUCCUUUAGAAUCAUCUGAAGACAUCACAGACAAAAAACCCUCUGAUGAAGUUUCUCCAAAAUUUAGAUUUGACUCUGAUUCCACUUUAUUAGUUGAAGCACAGUCAAUUCAACAAACAGAUGAAAAAGAUGCUGUUAUGUCCAAGACUGAUGGCCCAUUUAAAUCAUCUGAAGACAUUUCAAACAGAAAACUGCCUGAUGGAAUUGCAUCUGAAUCUGAUUUACAACCUGAUGAAUCGACUUUAUCAGAAAAAUCACAGUUUCAACAAUCACCAGAAACAGAUUUAUUGACUAAUGAAGUAAAAUCAACCGAAGACCUUACAGACGAACAAAUAUCUGAUAAAACUGCUUCUGAAAUUGGUUUUCAUUCUAAUGAAUCCAUUGUGUUAGAAGAAUCACUCUUAAUUGAACCAUCAAAAGAAAAAGAUUACUUAGUUGAUGAAGCUCCCUUGACUGUUGCUCCACUAGAAUCAUCUGAAGACAUCACAGAUACAAAACUGUCUGGUGACAUUGCCUUUGAAUCAGUUUUACAUUCUUUUGAAUCAACUUUAUCUCGUGAAUCACAGUUAAUACAACAACCAACUGAAAAAGAUUCUUUGGUUGACAUAGUUUCUCAGACUGAAGAAACAUUAGAAUCUGCUAAAGAUACCCCAGAUAGUAAGCAGUCAAGUGAAAUUGUAACAGAAAUGAGUUUACAAUCUGGGGAUAAAAUAAUGGCUAAUGUAUCAGUUCAACAAAUAAAGAAUGACACACUUUUAACAGAACCAGAAGACAGCAAUGGACCCAGUACUUCAGAACAAGAAGGGUUGCUGUAUUUCGAUUUUGGGGAUUCCAAAGAACCGAAAACACAUACAGAUGACGAAAAUAUGGAAAUAGUAGAAAUUGAUGGUGUUCUGACAUUUGUACCAAAGGAUUCCAUUGUCAAAAACUCAGUAGUUGCUGUUCAUGAAGCCCAUAUGACAGAUGGACAACUAGAAUCAUACGAAGACAUUACAGACACGAAACUGCCUUAUAAAAGUGCAUCUGAACCUGGUUUACAAUCUGGGGAAUCCAUUCCUUCAGAAGAAUCACAGCAAAUUCAACCACCAAGUGAAAAAGAUUCUUUAGUUGAUGAUGUAACUGUCACUGAUACUGCAUUAAAGUCAUCUGAAGACAUCACAGACAAGAAACUAAUAGGUGAAAUUUCUCCAGGAUUCUGUUUGAAAUCUAACUAUUUAACCAUAUCAGGGGAAGCGCAGUUAAUUCAAGCAUCAAGUGAAAAUAAUUCCUUAGUUGAUAUUCCUGUGACAGAUACUCCUUUAGAAUCAUCUGAAGACAUCACAGACAAAAACCCCUUUGGUAAAAUUUCUCCGGAAUUUAGAUUUGACUCUGAUGAUUCCACUUUAUCAGUGGAAGCACAGACAAUUCAACCACCAGAUGAAAUAGAUGCUGUUAUUCCUAAGACUGAUGUCCCAUUUAAAUCAUCUGAAGCCAUUUCAGACAGAAAACUGUCUGACAGAAAUGCAUCUGAAUUUGAUUUACAACCUGAUGAAUCCACUUUAUCAGAAAAAUCACAGUUUCAACAAUCACCAGAAACAGAUUUAUUGACUAAUGAAGUAAAAUCAACCGAAGACCUUACAGACGAACAAAUAUCUGAUAAAACUGCUUCUGAAAUUGGUUUUCAUUCUAAUGAAUCCACUGUGUUAGAAGAAUCACUCUUAAUUGAACCAUCAAAAGAAAAAGAUUACUUAGUUGAUGAAGCUCCCUUGACUGAUGCUCCACUAGAAUCAUCUGAAGACAUCACAGAUACAAAACUGUCUGGUGACAUUGCCUUUGAAUCAGUUUUAAAUUCUUUUGAAUCAACUUUAUCUCGUGAAUCACAGUUAAUACAACAACCAACUGAAAAAGAUUCUUUGGUUGACAUAGUCUCUCAGACUGAAGAAACAUUAGAAUCCGCUAAAGAUACCCCAGAUAGUAAGCAGUCAAGUGAAAUUGUAACAGAAAUGAGUUUACAAUCUGGGGAUAAAAUAAUGGCUAAUGUAUCAGUUCAACAAAUAAAGGAUGACACACUUUCAACAGAACCAGAAGACAGCAAUGGACCCAGUACUUCAGAACAAGAAGGGUUGCUGUAUUUCGAUUUUGGGGAUUCCAAAGGACCGAAAACACAUACAGAUGACGAAAAUAUGGAAAUAGUAGAAGUUGAUGGUGUUCUGACAUUUGUUCCAAAGGAUUCCAUUGUCAAAAACUCAACAGUUGCUGGUCAUGAAGCCCAUAUGACAGAUGGACAACUAGAAUCAUCUGAAGACAUUACAGACAGAAAACUGAAUUAUGAAAGAACAUCUGAACUUGGUUUACAAUCUGGGGAAUCCAUUUCAUCAGACGAAUCAUGGCAAAUUCAACCACCAAGUGACAAAGAUUCUUUAGUUGAUGAAGUAACUGUGACUCAUACUGCAUUAAAGUUGUCUGAAGACAUCACAGACAAAAAACUACCAGGUGAAAUUUCUCCAGGAUUCUGUUUUGAAUCUAAUGAUUUAACCAUAUCCGUGGAAGCACAGUUAAUUCAAGCAUCAAGUGAAAAUAAUUCCUUAGUUGAUAUUCCUGUGACAGAUACUCCUUUAGAAUCAUCUGAAGACAAAAAACCCUCUGAUGAAAUUUCUCCAGAAUUUCGAUUUGACUCUAAUGAUUCCACUUUAUCAGUGGAAGCACAGACAGUUCAAUCACCAAAUGAAAUAGAUAGUGUUAUUCCUAAGACUGAUGUCCCAUUUAAAUCAUCUGGGGACAUUUCAGACAGAAAACUGCCUAACAGAAAUACAUCUGAAUUUGAUUUACAACCUGAUGAAUCCACUUUAUCAGAAAAAUCACAGUUUCAACAAUCACCAGAUACAGAUUCAUUGACUAAUGAAGUUGCUGUGGGAGAUGCUACAGUACAAUCAACCAAAGACCUUACAGACAAACAAAUACCAACAAAAAAUGUAUCUGAAAUUGGUUUUCAGUCUAAUGAAUCCACUGUGUUAGAAGAAUCACUCUUAAUCAAACCAUCAAAAGAAAAAGAUUACUUAGUUGAUGAAGUUCCUUUGACUGAUGCUCCACUAGAAUCAUCUGAAGACAUCACUGACAUAAAACUGUCUGGCCAAAUUAGAGAUAUUGCAUUUGAAUCAGGUUUACAUUCUUUUGAAUCAACUUUAUCUUGUGAAUCACAGUUAAUACAACAACGAACUGGAAAAGAUUGCUUGGUUGACCCUGUUUCUCUAGCUGAAGAACCAUUAGAAUCGGCUAAAGAUACCACAGACAGUAAGCAGUCCGGUGAAAUUGUAACAGAAUUGAGUAUAAAAUCUGGGGAUAAAAUAAUGGCUAAUGUAUCAGUUCAACAAAUAAAGGAUGACGCUCUUUUAACAGAGCCAGAAUACAGCAAUGGACCCAGUACUUCGGAACAAGAAGGUCUGCUCUACUUUGAUUUUGGAGAUUCCAAAGAAUCGAAAAGACAUACAAAUGACGAAAAUAUGGAAAUAGUGGAAAUUGAUGGUGUUCUGACAUUUGUUCCAAAGGAUUCCAUUGUCAAAAACUCAGUAGUUGCUAGUCAUGAAGCUCAUAUGACAGAUGGCCAACUAGAAUCAUACAAAGACAUUACAGACACGAAACUGCCUUAUGAAAGUGCAUUUGAAUUUGGUUUACAAUCUGGGGAAUCCAUUUCAUCAUAUGAAUCACAAUUAAUUCAACCACCAAGUGAAAAAGAUUCUUUGGUUGAUGAUGUACCUGUGACUGACACUGCGAUAGAAUCAUCUGAAGACAUUACAGACGAAAAACUACAUGGUGAAAUUUCUCCUGGAAUUAGUUUUGAAUCUAAUUUAACUAUAUCAGUGGAAUCACAAUUAAUUCAAGGACCAGGUGAACAAGAUUAUUUAGUUGAUGAUGAUGUACCAUUAGAAUUAUCCGAAGACACAACAGAAUCAAUUCAACAAUUACAAGAAAAUGAAUACACAGAAUUAAAAACACACGAGCAAGAGCUUCAAGAUACUCAUAUAGCUGAACCUGAGGAUAGUGGGCCAACAGUUUCCGGACAAGAGGGUAUGUUAUAUUUUGAUUUUGGAGAUUCUGAAAAUCAGCCAAUGCAUACAGAUGAUACAAAUUUGGAAAUAGUGGAAAUUGAUGGUGUCCUGACAUUUGUUCAAAAAGAUUCUUUUGUGAAAAAUUCUGAAGUUCCUGUUACGAGUAUACAAUUGGAAUCAUCUGAAUAUAUUACUGACAGAAAACCAGUUGGUGAGAUAGAAUCUGAAGUACAUUUAGAAUCUUCUGGAUCCACUACUAGUAUAUCUGAAGAGUCAAAGCCAAUUCAACAAUCACAAGAAAUAUAUUCUGCUAAUGAUGAUACUCUGAAGUCAGAUGCACAAUUACAUCCAUUUGAAGAGAGAGUGGAGCCAGGUAAAAUUGAUCUGUUCGGUUUACAGGAAGAAAAAUCUGUAAAAGAAUAUCUUGAUGCAUUAUUGUUGAAAGCUUCAUCUCCAUUUGCUAAACCUGGGGAAAUAACAGUAAAGGAAUACUUAGAUGAGCAAAUAAAACCGCCUAUAGUUCAAACAGAACAGUUAGAUGAGAAUUUAAUAGGCAUCACAUCAGAAUUGUCUUCAUGUAUAGAUUUGCUUCAAAGGGAAAUGGAAGUUGUAAAUCCUGGUCAAAUGUCUGAAGUACUGCCAAUUUCAGAACAUGUUGCAAGCAUUUCUAAAGACAUCAGUGAGCUAAAUGCUGUUCUUAAAGCAAACAACAAACUUGAAAAUGAAAGCACUGAUUCUAUUGAGUUGUUAUCUUAUAAGAAACUACAAAACUAUACAUAUGUUUCUACAGAUUCAGUGGAACUUUUAUCCAACCAAAAGACUAUGAAAAAUGAAAUGCAAUCUGAGUCUACUAUUGGAUCCUUUAGAUCUCCUGGAAUGUCCUAUAGAGAAUUGGUGCAAGAAACUUUGGAAGGUGAAACCAAACCAGAACAAGAUAGUUUAUGUAGAUUAGCUGGGGACACAAAUAUUGUUGAACAAAAAGUAUCUGAUCAAGUUUUUGGACUAGCAUAUGAUGAUUUCUAUAAUAAAGUUCAGACUGACCAAACACCAUUUUCCAUAUUUAUACCAACAUAUGAUGGUGUAUUUCAACCAGAAGCCAAGGUAUUAAGUGGUGAAAUUUCUCACGAAAACUAUGCUUCAAAAUCAGAUUAUAGCAUUAAUCCUGCUGAAGAUCCUGCUGAAGAUGUUAUUAAUGAAAGUACAUUAUAUGUUGAUGAAUGGUUGGAUGGAUGUCAAGAUGCUGAGCCUGUAUCUUAUUCAAGUGAUCCAGUUGAAAGUCAAAAAGAGGUAAAAUCUGAAAUAGAAGAGAUCGAUGAACAAAUUGCUGCUGCUGAUGAUGAUGAUGAUUAUGAUGAUUAUGUCAUUAAAUUAAUUUAUAUUCCUGAUGAAGAAAGAUCCGAUAUGGGGAGUGAACAAAUUUCAGAUGAUCACAUCGUGCCAGAGUGUAGCCUGGCAUCCAAGAACAAAGCAGAAACAGAAUUUCAAACUCUGAUAGAUGGCCUUACAGAAAUUAAAAACAUGCCACUUUCAUCUAGGACUUACGAAUUCUCACCAAAAUCAUUAUCUGAUCUUGCUGAAGAGGUUGUACAGAAUGAUUUCUUUAAAAUCGGAGCUCCCUGUCAGUCCAAUUUUUCAUCUGUAUCUGACAGGAAUCAACAUCUUGCACUACAAGACUUCCAAAAUAUCGACAUGUCAGAAGACAGCACUAAUCAUUUCUGUACUAAAACUGAUAAAAAAGAAAAAAUUAUUGUUUCAAAACUAGAUCCAGUUAAACAAGAUCUGUUUGAUAAAUUUGAGGAAUUAUAUGUUUUGGAAGCUGAUGACAGUACUGUUGAUCCUGAAUCACAAGAUGUUGAACUUGGUGAAGCUCAAUUAGAUGAAUCUUCUUUGGAUUCCUAUCAAGGAUCACUUGAAUCUCUUUAUGUAACAGCAGAAGAAAUGACUCCUUCAGAAGGUGAUAAAUCCUCUUUAGGUAAGGAUACAGAAGGUGACAGCUUUGACGAAGAUCUUGACUCUGAAGCUGAUCAGGUUACCCUAGGAACUGAGGAAAAUACACUUCAAGUAGAUGGAAAUAAUACAGUUAAUAGUGACAACUGCACAGAUACAGAUAUUGAAGAUGAAGAAUAUGACCAACUAGAUUCGGAAGAUGAAGUAGUAAUGGAAAGACCCUUACCAAAUGAAUCACAAAACUCUCAUGAUCUUUUAAAAGACCCCAAUCUGAAAGAAAUCCAAACAAAUCCCGAAGAACAUCUUUUCAGGAAAGUGGAUGAAACAAAAGAAAUCUACCUGGAUAAUCUGGGAGAUCUUUCAGCAGAAGUAGAUUUGGAUGAUUCAUUAGAACACCUGAAACCAUUAGAAGAUCUUUUGAAAGCUCACCAUCUUGAAGAUCCAGAAGUUACUUUAUUAAGACAGAUUUAUAAUGAUGGAACCACAUCUAAACCCAUGGUUGCACAAGAAACCACUCUAGGGGGAGAACAUAUGAUUUCUGAAGUGAGUUUUGGACUAGAGGAAAAAUCAAAAGAUACGGUUCCUUUUGGAGAGACAACUGAUUAUUCUUUAGGCCUAGAUAAUGCACAGCCCAAGUUAUCCGAAAAGUACAUGACAAAUGAGAAUGUUGAAGAUGAUGAUUCAAAUGAGAGAACCGUAGAUUUACUCAGCCAGUAUAUCUUACCACACGAAACUGACCUAACACAAGAAUUCAAAGAUGCUUUGACCAAACAGAUUGAGGAUGUUGAGCAGUGUCCUGAUACAGAAAUGGCAGAAAUUAUUGCUGCACAAGGCUUAGCAACAAUAUUAGAAGAAGAAGAAGAAUUGGAAAGUAGUCAAGUAUCUCGUUCCAGGCGAACCAAGAAAGAAGGUGGCCAGGAAAUGGAGGCUAACCUAGAACGUCAUCUUUUGGAGAGAACUCACUUAGAAGAAGAAAUUGUACAUUUAAUGAAUGAAAUCUUGUCUGUGGUCUCUGCUAAAGUAACAAAAGAUGAUGAAAGGGCAGAAGCAACAAAACUAGCUGAGGAAAUAGAAGAAAUAACACACCAAAUGAAAUAUCGAAGACAGAUGGUGGAGAUGAUUGCAGAAGAAAUUGGUGAAUAUCCAGAUGAAUUAGUUAAAAUUUCAGAAGACCAUGAUAAUGCUAUUGAGGAGGCACAGAAUAUCAAAAAAGCUAUUGAACAGAUCAAUGAAAGUCAUUCUACUGUGAAACAUGAGCCGUCAUUAACAGCUUUUGGGAAGGUGGACGUCAAAGAAGUAAAACAUUUUGCUCCUUUUUUUACUAACGAAGCCUCAGAACACAAAGAACUUUCUAGCCGUUAUGAUGAUUUGCAGAAUCUGGAUGAUCUUGCUGAUGAUGAUGAAGAAAACUAUAUGUCUGAAAAACUCAGAGAUCCAUCCGAUUUUGACAAUCCAAAGGCUAUUUCCAUCACUGAAAUAGGAGAAGGUUCCCAGCUUCAACCAGAGAAAAACAUUUCCAACCAAAAUCAAAUGGUCGCAGUAUCUACAGAUAAACUGAUUGUUAGAGACGAAAGUUUACAGAAACUCCAAGAAAGUGAUGCCUCACUGAUAUUUACUGAAGUCCAGUCAUUACAAACAGAUGAAACAACCAGUGAGAUGAUGGAUAGAGAUAGGGUUAUAUCUCAUUAUGAAGGUCUAAUUGAACCUGACCAAGCACUUCUGUAUAAACUUGAAACAUUAUAUUUCAUUGAUAAUAUGGAGGACAAUAUGAAAGUUGAUGAAGAUGUGGACAAAGAAAGUUUUACUCAAGAAUUUAAAGCUAUGCAAGUACCAUUAAGGACACGUACUGAAAAAGACUUUAAUGUUAAACAUUUUGAUGAACACGAAAAAAGAAAAGAAGAAAAUGAGCCAUUACAUUUAAUCAUUGAAUCAAACCCAGUUGAGAAAAGCGAUGUUUCUAUAAACAUUACAGGUACAGAAACUCCAGAUGUUGAGCCUUUGGCUGCUGAAGAUAAACAUUUAAAUAUAGUAUCUUUUGAUGUACCAGCAACUAUUUCUGAAGAAAUUACUAGAGGUGUUGUUAAACCAAGCAUUGGGAGACAAAUCUCAGAACUAUCACUGGAAAUUGGAAAAUCGACAAAAUCAGAUACUAGACACCAGGAUGUACAGAACAGAGAUAUUGUUCAAAAUGAUAGUGAAUUUAACCGACUUGAACAAGAGAAUAAACAAAAACAACAUUUCACAAGUUCUUCUGCAGUCCUCAUUGAGAAUUUUGAAAUUAGUAAUUUGACGCCUUCCCCACUGCCAACCAAGACUACAGAACACAAUAUUUUUCUUAACAUGGCAGUUGUUGAGAUACCAUCUACUGAUGAAUGCAGUAUAAGUGUAACACACUCUGAUAUGGAUGACAUUGUGUUUGGUAUUGAAACAGAAUCUGAAUGUGACAGGGGUAAAACAGAAACUGGUCAUUCAGGGGAAUCAGAACUGGAUACUGAACAACCGUCUUUUGAUCGUGUACCAUGGAGCAGCAGAAAAGAUCUGUAUGGAUAUAAAGAUCCUAGUCGGGUUUACAAAUCGGAGUUCACCAAAGAGAUAAAACAAUCUGCGGCUGAACAAGAACUUCAGUUACAUAUGCAAUCGGUAGAGCAAGCUACAGAGCUUCAGUUGAAAAGAGGUUAUAUGAAGGGACAAGUGUAUCAAUGUAUGCAGAAGGCAGAUAUCAUAGAGGAUGAACUUGAGGUCCAGUUAGAAACCGAUGCCAUGGAGCAACCAGAAGUCAAUUUAAAAACAGAUGUUAUAGGGGAAGAACCAGAGCUAUCUUUUAAGACAGAUGUCAGAGAUGGAGAACCAGAGAUCCAGUUAAUGACAAGUAUGAAGGAACACCCUGAACUCCAAUUAAAAACAGAUUUAACAGGAGAAGCAGCAAUUGAAUUGAAAGUAGAUACAAUAAAAAGAGAAUCAGAGAUUCAAUUAACAACAGAUAUCAAAGAGAAAGACCCAGAUAUCCAAUUAAAAAUAGAUAUAGAGAGAGAACCAGCUUUCAAAUUAAAGUCAAAUAUAGAAGUAAAACCAGAGAACCGAUUAAAGAUUGUUGAAGAAGGAAAACCAGAGAUCCAGUUAAAGUCAGAUAUCGUAGACGGAGAAUCAGUGAACCACUUGAAGACUGAUACAAAGAGAGAACCAAAUACCCAAUUAAAGUCAGAUAUCAUAGAUGGAGAAUCAGAGAACCUAUUAAUGAGUGGUAUAGAAGGGGAACCUGAUAUCGAAUUAAAGUCAGAUAUUGUAGACGCGGAACUAGAGAACCAAUUAAAGACUGAUAUAGAAGGAGAACCAGAGAUGCAAUUGAAAAUAGACGGACAGUCAGAAACCAGUUUACAAGGACGACAAUUGUUCGAACAAAAGAUUCAGUCCAAAACGGAUAUCAUGCAAGUAGAAUCAGAUUUUGUAUUAAAAACAGAUGCUGUAGAGAUGGAACCAGAUACACUGUUAAAAACAGAUGCCAUAGAGGGAAAACCGGAGAUACAGUUGAAAUCAGAUAUUGUAGAAAAAGACCCAAAGAUCCAGUUAAAAACAGAUCCAAUUUGGGAAGCAAUAGAGUUUCAUCCAAAUACUAAGGAAGAACAAGAACCUCAGCAUGAGAUAGUAGAUGUAACUCAGAGAGAACAAGAGUUAGAACUGUUAAUUGAUACAGCAGAGCUCAAAUUAAAAAUGGAUACUACAGGGGAAGAGCCAAUGAUACCUUUAAGGACAGAAAAUGCACCAGGACUGAAAAUAGAUACUGCGAAGGGAGAACCAGAAUUCCAACUGAAAUUAUAUACUACGAAAGGAGAUCAAAAACGUCAACUAACAAUAGAUGGAGACCAAGAAUGGAGUCCAGAGAUCAAUAUUAGAAUGGGUGCCAAAGAUUCAGAGCUUAAAUUAGCAACAUAUGUUUUAGAGGAAGAUCAAGAUCUUCAACAGAAUGUAGAUACGACAAAGCAUGACUUUCAACAAACAUCAGAUACAUCAGGUGCUGAACAGUAUGAUGAAUCACCUAUAUCUAGUGAUAGAACCUUGGAUAUUAAACAGACAGUCUCUUCAACAGAGGAAGGAUUGAAUUUUCAGGAUAUUUGUUUGGAACAGGCACAGAUGGUAUCAACUAAACGUUUAGAAGAGAUGACACAUUUACAAACCGAUGUCCAAGAUAAAGAUGUAUCAACAAAAAUGCAUGACAACCAAUAUACCAAAGGGACAUCCCUUGAAGGUUUAAAAACAUUUUCCAUUGCAAAUGUGCAAAGGGAGGAGAACACAUCUGUUGAAGAGCAUGAAUACUUAUCAGCAGAAAUACAACAUAUGCAAAGUUUAGAAUUUUCAGAAGAUGAAGAUUUUAUAAGAUCAGUGAAAGAUGAAAUCACCAUUGACGUCUAUUCCAGUGAAAAGAGCAAAUUUCUAAAUGAAAAACAUUCUGGUGAAGAAACUAAACAUGAAGAGAUAUACGACUCUGUAGCAUGUGAGACCCUACCCGAUGAUCAGUAUGCCAGUGAACUUGAAAUAAGUGCAAUGGAUAAUUCGGGAGAAAUAUUAAAAGAGUUGACACUAAGCGAAAGUGACAGUGUUGAAUUGGAAGUAGAAAGGCUGUGCAAUCAAAUGCCAGCACCGCCUCGUGAAAACAGGGGUGAAACACCACAGGAAAUAAUGACAAGAAUUCUCAUGGAAACAGAAGACAUACUAAAUUCUUCAUCUCAGAUCGACACUAAACAUGAUAGCAGUCACGAUGAUAUAGCCUACAUUACCGGAGCAGUGAAUAUGUUAGAUGAUAAUUACUCAGAGAAUGGUUUCAACAAGUUUACACCUGAAAGCACACCUUUUUUAGACGGGAAGCAGGAUGUUAUUGCCAUGGACAGUUUAUCAGAAGGCGGAUGCCAUGGGAAAGAUACGCAAAGUGAAGGUCAAUCCAAUGUUUCCGAAGAAAUUUUACAGAGCGGUGUUUUGGAGAAAUGUAUCAUAGAAUCACUACGAUCAACUGAAAGUAUAUACUAUUCAACAGUUGAGACUACAAGCUCAUCAGAUAUGGUAGAUCAAGAGUUAAACAAGAGAGAUGAGGCAACACCAAUAAUGGAUUUUUCUGGGUAUAUUUCUGAAGUUAUGUAUCAAUCUGCCCUUACGACUGACAGCAGAGAACAAAUGGAAUCAAACACCUCCGAUGAUGCUUUGGACAGGGAAUUAAAAACACUCGAAUCUGAAAUUAAACGAAAGAAAGAAGAGAUUGAAAUCCAGUCAACCACUAGUCAGGGGAUAGCAUUUUCAAAAUUUUCUUCAGACGAAUUUGUGGCACCACAAGUAUUUUCAGCUUCUAUUGACAGCGACGUUCCGUAUGGGGCGUCAGCUUUAGCAGGUUACUCCUCACAGGAAGAAGAGGAUAUUGACUUUGAGGCAGCAGAGGCGUGGGCUGAACAUUCAAAUGAAGCCAAUUUCCUUGAAGAGACUCGAGGCACAAGACAGUAUACAGAAUCGCAGCCUAUUCUAAAAGCAAAGCAAUUUGAUUCAAAUGUGCCGGAUAUUGUUAUUACAGCCAGUACCCCAGGUGAUGACUACCUUCAUAGUUGGGGCUUCUUAUCAGAAGACAAUUUGGAUAGUGAAGUUGUCCAGUACAGCCAAUAUGCUGAGGACGACGAUGGUAUACCAGCAGAUAGAGAUUUGAGAAAACAGUUUUCAGAAUUCUUGGAUGAAUCUGAUGAGGAUUCUGACCUUGAUCGACAUCAAAUUGGACUUUCACAAAUACAUACGGAGGCACAGGGGCAAGAAUUGGACCUAGAUCAACUUGUCGGCAGACUUAAUUUACACCAAAUUCAACCUGGGGAAGGUGAUGGUCCUUCAGAAGAAGAACAUCUUUCACGGUUAGCUCAGCAGUUUGAUCUUUUAACUCCCCCUGAUUCUGUCUCGUCAGAAUCAGAUUCUGCAUCUUUAGAUGCCGAAUAUGAAAUGGUCCAUGUUAACGACACUGAUGAUGAUUUAAAAGACGACGCUCAUAUAGAUGACGAUUGGGUAUUAACUGACAGACAAGACGAGGGACCGAAGGGUACUGAAACCGCUGCGUGCAUGGAUGAAGAAAUGAAAACUAGUAUUGACCAAAAACAAGAAAGCUAUACUGAAGAGCAAGGACAAAUUUCAGAGACGGGCACUUCGGAAAUUCAAGAAGCUACAGUUAAAAAAAACAGACUUCCGUCACUGUAUCAAAGAACAAUGUCUGCAGCCUUGUCCGGUGUCACAGAUAAACCAGACUGGCAAAUAGAUAUGGCAUCGGUAGUGCUUGAGGGAGAUUUUGUUCCGGAUGAUGACGACAACGUGUUUAUUAAUGACACGGAUCCAGGCGACGAAGGAACAUGCAAGAAAAGUGACGAUGAAAGUACACCCAAAAGUGAGAGCAGUCUCAUAUCACUUACAAAUCCUUUCAGUGCCCUUUACAGUGACUCAACAGAUACUGCCUCAGAAUGCGACUCCGAAAGAAGAUCUACAUUAGAAGCUUCAAUUUCACAGGAAAGGAAACGCCAGUUGCAAGUCGGACAGAAAUCUUCUAUUAGAAAACCUGAUGAUGUUGAUUCUACUUCAAAGAAGAAGAAAAAAAAGAAAGUGAAGAAAACGACGGAAGAGCAACCUCCUCGUCCAUCACUGCCACCACUUGAACUUCCUGGGAAUGGGGUACUACUGAAAAAAAGUCGCUCACCGUCAUUGGAAAAGAAAGUAGAAACAUUUAAAUUGGGCAUUGGAUUGGAACAAGAGCUAGAUGAAACACUAAAAAAGCUAGAAACGAAAAAACGUAAAAAGAAGAAGAAGAAGGGUAAAGAAAUUUCAGCGAGUUCCCAACUCAAUUCAGAAUCUACCAAUACAAAAACUACACCCAGCGCUAAACCUGUUAUAGUAGUUACUGAUGUGAAUAUAAAAACUAAAAAGAAGAAAGCUGAGAAAGUUACAGAUACUGGUUCCGACAGGUGGACAACUUCAGAACCAGACGGUGUUGGAUCUGUUUAUUCUCUAGGUGCCACAGCAGACAUGUCACCAAUAAGCCCUGCGUCAGAACCCGAGUCCCUAUCAUUACCGAAUACGAAAUCAAAGACCAGGAGGUCCCGCUCUCCGAAAGUUACAGAGUACCCUGGUACAUCAAAGGAGCAACAUAAAAUAUCUCGCGAGGUUAAAAUGGCAACAUUGGAUCCCGGAGUAAGGAGGAGCCGUACUCGUAGUCAACACUCGCAUUCUAGUUCACGAAGCCCAAGAAGAAGAAGAUCAAAUGUUGUUGUAGUCGACAAUGUCCAAAAUUUCUAAUAUGAUUUGUUUUGUUAUUAUUUUACUAAAAAUUUUACAGGUCAAAUUUUAACCUUAAGUCUUAUAAAGUUAAUCCCUCCUUUAGAAAAGACUGUUAGGGUUUUGUACAAUGUAUUCUUGUUUUUCUAAUAAUAAUUUUUCAAAAUAGUUGUGUAUAUUUUUGUGACAGUGAAUUUGUAGGCGUAAAAUGAUAUGUAUAUCUUUUUUUUUAUAUCUUUUUAUGUUUUCGAAAAUGUGACCUAUAUAAUGGGAAGCCAUCCGCAAAACAGAUAUAAAAAAGUCGUCUUGAAGACCUUGAGAGAGAGAGAAAUGAUUACUGAUUUUGUCAUCAUAUAAACAUUACAGUUUUGUGGAAAUUGCCAUCAAUUCUCUCGAAGAAUUGAAUUUAUACCGAUCACGACUUUUUUAAGUGGGUUUUUUUUGGGGGGGGGGGGGGUAGAAAUAGAAUUAUUUUAAUUUAGUUCAAUACACACAUUUUUUGUAAUUUUCAUAAAAGUAAUGUGAGUAUGGAAAGUGCAACAUUGACACGUCAUAUUGCGGGAACGAUUGUAAAUAAGUUUAUUGGAUUAAGGAAUGUAAAUAUGAAUCUUUUUAAUUUGCGAAACGUGUCAAUGUCUCGCUACUCCUAUACACAUAUUAACCUUGUAGUUAAUAAAGAUUUUAUAUUAUGA